Molecule: messenger RNA, 6027 nt
Organism: Ectocarpus sp. CCAP 1310/34
Lineage: Eukaryota; Phaeophyceae; Ectocarpales; Ectocarpaceae
Source: the annotation of a GenBank genome assembly
AUGAUUUCUCAAACACUGCUGCGACACGCGAAAAACCUCCACGCCGCCGCCGCGGUCGUUGAAGUGGAGGAGGGCGCCAUCCGCAUCAUCUCCCGCGCGGCCGAGAGGACCGCUUCGGUGGACGUGGUCCGCCUCUGCGCCCGCACCCUCUGCAACUUCGCCGGGGAAGGGAGGGCCAGGCCCAAGAUGUCGGACAGCCGAACGGCACAGGCGCUGUUGAACCUGACGAAGCACGAAGACAUCGGCAUCCGGCGAGAGGUGGCGCACACGAUAGCGAGGCUGGCGGCCGACGCGAGCUGCCGAGAGAAAAUCCUGCAGUACGGCAUUAUCCCGAUCCUCGUGACCAUGAGCACCGCACCCGACCUGGAUGCCACCACAGGCCGAUGCAUCGCGCUGGCCUUUCGGGUGCUCUCGUCGGAUCGCAAAUUCGCCGAGAUAAUCGUCGACGGCGGAGCGGUGGAUGCCCUCAUCUCCCUCACGAGGUCCACUGAUUCCCCCUGCCGCCUAAGGUGCGGUAUCGACAUGAGGGGCAUCGACGGCAAUGGGUCGCAGCCCGGCUGCGCACAGUCUCUUUGCAACCUGAUACGCUUUGCUAUCCGCCUGGACUACCUGAUCGAGUGCGGGGUUGUGUCAGCUCUCGUCCGACUGGCGGAUCCCGGCGAUGAGGCCACGUCAGAGUGUUGCGCGGCCGCGCUCUACUUGUUCUUCUGCCAUCCGGCGGUGUUGGCGCUCAUUGACGGGCGGGAGGUUAUCCGCGCGCUGAUGGACCUCUGUCGAGUGGGCACGACGAGCGUCAGAAAGCGUUGCGUGGCGGCUAUCUGGAACAUGACAAAUGUGGAGCAGGUGGCGCACAGUGGUGGCAGCGCCGCGGAGAGCAUCCCGAUGCUUUUGACUGAGUCGGACAAAGCGCUCCAGGCAGACUGCGCCGCCGCUUUGUACAAUCUCGCCAGAAACCAGGAGAACUGCCAGGCGAUGAUCGUGUCCGGGGCGGUGCCACCUAUCAUCGUAUUGGCGAAGUCCGGAUCGUUUGAGACCAAGACGCAGUGCAUGUCGAUCCUGCAGCGCAUGCUGCUUGGGAGGGCCAUGCCUGAAGAGCGCAAACACUGCAACCACUACACCCACCAGAUCAUGACCAAGUCCUUCGUGAGGACACUCCUAGACAUGUCUAAGAUGGAGCACCGGGACACACAACAGCGCGUGGUGAUCGCCGUGUACCGCAUCUCCUGUUGCGAAAGAGGCCGAGAGCUCCUGCUCGAGGAAGGGGCGCCAGAAUCUCUGAUUCGUCUCAUCAGCAAGCCGAACGAAGAGAUGCGAAAGGGCUGCGCGAACACUCUCCUCAACUUGGCCUACGACCACGGGCGCGAGAUUGAGAUCACCAAGUGCGGCGCCGUGUCGGUGCUGCUAAUCACGGCACUCGUGGCUUCCGAUAGCGACGAGACGAGGCACGCCUGCACGAAGGCGUUGACGAACCUGCUGUGUGAGAAGCAGGCGCAUCGUGGGAUGUUCAAGGAUGGCGUGGUGUGGGGGUUGGCAGCUAUGAGCAGGUCGAAAGACGUUACCAUCGCGAAGCUGUGCUCAGUGGCACUGUGUAACCUGAGCUGCGAGUACUGGAAGGAAAUCACCAUGUCCAACUGCAUGCAGGCCGUGUACGGUUUAGCGCGCUCGUCCGACGCGGCUGUGAUGUCCGCGGGGAUGAAGGCGCUACAUAAUGUGCUGUUGCGCGCGCAGCACCUGGAGGGGGUCGGCCACAUCUUCUCCGGCACGGUACCCAUCGCACGCCGGGCGUUGAUGCACGAGUCCAAGGAGAUCCGCCUGGUGGGCGUGAGGCUCACGAACCUGGUGUCCACGGCCUCGGUGGCAAGGCAGACGGCCAUGCUCUACAGAAUUGUAGAGCGCGUCAACGUUGGCGACUUCGACAGCGACGAGCCCCUGAGUUAUUCCUUCUGUUGCGCGCUGGAACGGUUUGCGCUCGACCCGGCCACCCGCUCCGCCGUGCUCCAUUCGGGCUGCGUCAACAACUUCACCGCGCUGUGCGCCAUGAGCGGUCGCAUCAUGUCUAGGCUGGCGUACUUCAUGUACUGCGUGUCCUGCUCCCCGGAACUCGUGGCGAGCCUGGUGCUAGAGCACGACGGUAUGAAAGUCAUAGCCGUCGUGCUUGAGCUCGGUAGCCAGGAGGAUGAGGGCGGAGCGGUCGAGGGAGGACAGGGCGGUGGAGCGGGGAGCAGGGUCGGUGAGGGCCGAAAGGAAUCACUCGACGGGGCAAAAGCGACGUGCGCCGCACUGCUCUUUAAUAUGUCGACCCAGGAUGAGGUCAAGACAGAACUGGUCCUGAAGGGGGGGAUCCGGUUGGCUUUUGCCCUAUGGGAGGGGGCUAGCCCGCAAGUCCGGCGCAGCUGCUCUCUCGUUGCGUGUAACCUCGCCGUGGGGAAGGCUGCAGCCCCGUUUUCUGCGGCUGGGACGGUCGACAAAGUCACAAAGCGCAAUGAACCCGAAAAAACGUUUUGUCAGGUCAAUACGGCCAAGAUGGUUCGACAUGGCGCCGGGCAGCUGCUGGUGGAGCUGGUGAAGAACAUCGAUCCGCUCAACGAUGCAGGAGUGAGGAAACGAGCGAGUGCAGCUUUCAGAAACAUCCUGUGUGUGUCGGGAAACCACGUUCAGCUGGCCGACGAGGGGGUCAUCCCCGCUUUGAUCGACCUCGCCAAGACGGAUUGCCCCGUUGUGAGGCGGAACUGCGCGUCCGCAAUGAGGAGCAUGACGUGCAAGGCGGAAGUUAGGCAGCUGCUCGUGGCCAGCGGCGCCAUCAAGGUCAUUCUCGACGACGCCACGAAUCAGACCAGUGGCAGUACUGCUGGUGCUGGUGCUGCUGAUGCUGCUGCAGCAGCUCCUGCAGCAGCUCUUGCAGCAGCUCCUGCAGCAGCUCCUUCAGCUUCGGCGGCGGACCCGUUGGCAACAGGAGGAGCCAUCGACGAGCUGUUAGCGGCUAAUGAUGAAGACGUCGAACGCUCCAAGAAACGCAAGUACCCGGAGCCUGGCUUCGCAGUGGACAGGUCUGGGGCGGUAGGAGGCAGAGGAAGCUACAGCAACGCGUUCAAGGUGAAGGCGGCGGAAUUCACGAGAGCCCUCUGCGAGGACGGCAAGCCGUUAGGAAACACUGGAGCGGCAAAAGUUCAAGGGAUAGCCAAGAAACGCAUCAUUGCAUGGGUGAAGGAAGAGGGAAAGCUCAAGGGCUUGAUCCAGGCCAAACCCACGCUGUCGGACAAGUUCAACAGCUGGUACAAGCGUUUUCGUGCGCGGCGCGGGUACAGCACCCGCCGGCGUACCAGCGUGGGCCAAAAGCUACCCAAUGGGCACGAGGGAAUGAAGUGGGGCACACUGCAGAAGCUUCGGACGGCGCUCCGGGGGCGCGCUGGCCAAAUCUUCGCUGAGCGAAACCCGUGUGCUUCUCAUGAGCUCCCCUUGGACGGGGAGGAGCUGAGUUCCGAGCAGCUCGAGUCGGUGAUGGAGGAGGUUUUCCAAGAACUCGGCAACAUGGAUCAGACACCCGUCCAGCGGGAGAUGCCGGUGGAGGCAACUCUGGAGAUCCGCGGCGCGAAGGAUGCUCGCAUCAGCACAGGAGCCGCGGAAGGGGCCAUCUCGGCAGAGGUUGCCCCUGGGAAUCGUACCAAGUUCGGGCACCCUGUGGGGGGCAUGUCGUUUGGUGUGCAGGAGAACAGCUGGUGUGACGCGCCGGAGGGCAGCCUUUGGAUCUCGGAGAGCUGGAGGCUUUGCCCGAACCACGAAAGCAUCAAGCAGCGCCCGAGCAUCUUGGUGUUGGACGACUUUAAGUGCCACCGUGACAAGGCCUUCAUCGACGACCUCGGGAAGAGGUGCAACACCAGCGUCAUCCUGAUCCCGGGCGGGUUGACUCCUGUCCUCCAGCUGCUGGACCGCGGUUGCCGACCCCACUACGGGCAAGCUGAACCCUCCGGGCCGUGGGAUGGUGUCUACGUGGACGCCGACGAAAGCCUGACAAUCGACAACGAGCUUCUUUGUGAGAUCGAGGCCGAAUCGUGGGUCAACGGAACUAGAGGAAUAUUGGUAGAGUCGAGGGCACCCGUGUUACCCAUGCUGGAGCAGAACUGUUCGCUGCUCCCGGCGCCCGCCGACAGCCGUACCCAGAAGGCGGAAAGGGUGGCCGCGGCCGCCGCAAUAGAGAAGGAGGCGGGAGACGCGCUGUACAGCAUGCCUUGGCAGAAGCUUCAGGCUCUAGACGUCGACCUCCGAGAGCCGGACAUGGAGGUGUCCACCAAGCAAGACGACGCGAAACGUUACGACGAUCCUGGAAUAAACGCCGCGCUCGCCGGAGACACCGACGCCGAUGGAUUCCGGGGACUGCCAUCAUCGACGUCGGCGAACUGCGGCAAGCUAGAGCCAAAGGUGCCGCUCCCGCCUACACGGCAAACACCCUACACCUGGUCCUGCGUCUCAUACGGCGAUUCGAGGACAGGACAGCUUUCCUACUCAUCUCCUUCAUCACCUCACACCAAGCAUUUUGGCGAAGCCUAUCAAGCAAGCAGAACGAUGCUAGGGCACCCCGACGAUGCCGACGAAGACAGCUUCCCCCGCGGGAGUGCGGGGAGCUCCAGCAGCAUCAACGGGAUAAAUUGCAACAACAACAACGACCGCGAUGACAGCAGCAACUUUGCAUUCGACAACGAAGAAGGUCACACCAAUUCGACCAGUCACAGCAGCUGCGGUGGCAAGGAUAAUCCUCUGAUGAGCCUCGGUUCCACGCCAGAAGAACACGAGGACGAGACUUCUAGCGAGAGCGACAGCGGUAGCAACGACAACUCCACGGCCGACGGGCGUGGGAGUAGCUGGACAAGAGCGACAAAGUCUCGGCGGCGUCGGCAGCAGCGUAGUUCUUCGGUGUCGGAGGCGACGAGCAUCUCUUCGGAAUCGGACGGUGGCCUCAGCAACGACCAAGCUUCCUGGCGACGAGGGAAACGCCGUGGUGGCGUGCAGAUGUUUGGGAGACAGCAGCAGCCGCCGGCCGGCAUCGGCGGAAUGCCCGACCCUUCGGUCGUGGAUUGGGAGGUGGCGGUCGUGAGGGCUUCAGCGAACGCGGACGAAAUGUCCUCACGACUUGGACCCGCGACGCGGAGAGUUUGCGAUUGGCCGGAGGGUGAUCGCAGUGACCAUCGCUCGUGCAGCGGUCACUUUUUCGAUAUACCCGCCCGUGUGCCCACAAGAUGUGAUCGAUCGGCCCUUGCUGUCUGCUGCUCGCACCUCCCGGUUCCAAUGCUAACUGCUCUCCUUCUGCAACAGGUCGAAAAGUACAUUCAGACGCGGAGAGAGAUCCACCCUGCACGAAGGGGAUCCGUCAACAUCUCCUCCAUUGGCUCGGCGCGCCGUAGUUCGGUCCUUCAGCCAACCGGCGGUGGUAUCAACAACAACGUCAUGGCGCUCACCGCUGCACGCCGCAGCAGCCUGUUCCCAGCUGCGGCCUCACGUCACGGAUCCGUUCAGGCGGCUAGCAACCGGCGGGCGUCGGGCGUGCUGUUCCGGCCCGAACACCAGGCGCCGCUGGACGGAACAGGCAACCCCGUCGGCAAUGCUGCUGGGCGGCAGGGGAGGCGGGUGUCUGUUUCGCAACCCACCAUCGCCGCACGCGGUGCUAGGCGGCGAGCCUCUAGGGCUGGAGGAAGCAUCACCACAACAAACACCACCAGCACCAGUAAGAGCGUCACCAGCCUAGCGUCGGUGGGAGAAGGCGGCACUUGCUCAGAGCUGAAAAAAGGAGUAUUGCCCCACUCUGAGGACACGACGUCGCUCACGAUGGCCGACACAACUCAAAGCUCGGGCAAAGUGGGGAUGUUACCUCUAUGCUCGACAGAAGACACUAGCACCAAUGCGGCAGUGGAUUCAGGAGGUACGGCGGGGCCACUGGAGACGGUCAUAGUGAAGGCAGCAAGGAGUGGAAUUAGGUCGUUUAUGCCCAAGAGAGGGGGCACGUUUGACGCCGAGGCCGGGCGCUUCCCGCUUUAG